CAACAAUCAACAACACUCCCUCUCAUCGCUCGCUCGCACCCACCCAGCCCCAUCGUGCAUAGACAUGUCCAGCACGCCAGGCGGCACACUCGACGUCGUGCUGGAGACGCCAGGCGCUGGACCCUCUCGGCCAACACAGACCUCGUCACCACGCCCUCCGCUCCCCGACCCGAUCCUCAACGAGGAGGACGAGGACGCCGACCGUGAAGAAUUCCUCCGACGACAAAAGGAAUACGUCGACCUCGAGCGCUCGGUCGAUGAGAGCGCCGAGCUCCUCACGUCCUUGGCGUCGUAUCUGACCACGUUCCAGGACAAUCUGUCUGAUGUCUCGGGCCAGAUCUCGGAUCUGCAGGCUAGGAGUGACGAGAUUGAGCGCCAGCUCAAGGGCCGGAGGGUCAUCCUCCCGCCAUUGAAUGCGCUCCUCUCUGACCUCAUCAUCCCACCGUCACUGGUGCUCACGCUGCGCGACACAGAGCCAGCGCAGAACCCCCAGCUGUGGCUGCAGGCGAUCGCCGAGCUCGAGGACAAGAUGGUGGCUGUCAAGAGCCGAGGGGUCAAAGUCAAGGCUGCACGCGAGCUCGAGGGCAUCAUCGAGGCGUUGGCGCUCAAGGCCAUCCACCAGCUGCCGCCGUUCUUACUCACGCUCAUCCGGCCGCUGCGCUCGGCAUCCAAGGGCCUGAGCACCAACCUGGCCGUCAUGCAGACGUCUCUGUUGCUCAAGUACCAACCGUUCUACGCCUUCCUGCUCCGCCAGAGCCCGCGCCACGCCAAGCAGGUCGAGCGCGGCUACGUCAACGCCGCGCGCGCAUACUACGAGACUGGUCUGCGACGGUAUGCCCGUGCGCUGGGCCAGAUCCGCCUGCGGACGCCCGACAAGCCCGAGCUCAUCGCUGUCCCGUCGUCAGAGGAGGUCGCCGCGGCGGCAGCCGCAGGAGGCAAGACACCACCAGGCGUCAAAGCCGCGUACGAGCGGCUGCGGUUCGCUGACCUCGACGUUGAGGGACAAGCAGGCGCGGUCAUCCUUGCGUAUCAGGCAGAUGACAAGGAGAUGACUGCGCCCGCCGAAGCACUGUUCCGUUUCCUCGGCCUGGUGCUUCUCGACAACGCGUCAGCCGAAUUCACCUUCAUCGUGCGGUUCUUCGCCCGUGCAGGGCUCAGCCAGCCCGCCCCACCACCACGGGCGUUGGCGCUGUCGGGCGCGAGCACACCUGUCGAGUCGCCACCUCUGCGUGCCGUGUCCGAGGCUGGGAGGUCACGCGUGGGCGGCGGGACACGGCGCCAGGGUGUCGCGACGCCCGACCCCACCGAGAGCCUCAAGGAUGCCGAGCGUAUCUGGACCGAGGUGUUUGGGUCGGCGCUCGAAUCGUGCACAUCCUUCUUCAAUGGCCUGGUCGCGCCGACGCCCUUGCCUGCGAUUCCUCUCCUCACCGUCAUCCGGCUCAACGACCACCUGAUCGCCACGGCCGAGUCGCGCGGAGCCCUGCCUCUCAUCUCGUACCUCACUGGAUGGAAGCUGCAGCUCUGGCCCGUUUACCGCAAGGCGAUGGACGCGCACAUUGAGUCGCUCAAGCGCCUCGCGGACGAAGCAGACGCCAAGGGCCUGGCGAGCUACAUGAGCAAGGGCGUCAAGGACGCCACGGUGCAUGCCGUCGCCCUGCGGUAUGCUGCGCUGUUCGGCUGUGUCUCUGCCCUGUCUGACGAGGCUGACGAGGCCAUGAUCUUCUCGAGCAUGACGCGUCUGCGCACAGAGCUCGUGCGGCUGAUUCAGGUGCAGUCCAACAAGAUCAAGGACGCACAGCAGCGACAGUCCUUCACGUCGUCACUGUACGAGCUGGUUGUCCGCGAGCUCAUCGCUGGCCCGGGCCCACCCACCCAUCCACGUCUCCAGGCCGAGCUGUCCUUUUUCCGCACGCGCGAGGAAGAGGCGCGCAGACGCGCAACGCCACAACAGUAGACAGGCGCCAGAGACCCCCAUCAAUCCACAGCAGUAGCAACAACACCCCAACCCACCCUCCAGCUCCACAGACCACCACAACAGGGGUCUCGCCACAACCCAUCAUUUAGUUGC
Messenger RNA from Vanrija pseudolonga, 2068 nucleotides. RefSeq names its product Vacuolar protein sorting-associated protein 52 A (gene VPS52). Lineage: Eukaryota; Fungi; Basidiomycota; Tremellomycetes; Trichosporonales; Trichosporonaceae. Gene Ontology annotation, biological process: Golgi to vacuole transport; endocytic recycling; retrograde transport, endosome to Golgi. The record is from RefSeq and is a predicted model, not a curated record. The transcript has 6 exons. The coding region runs from base 65 to 1954 and encodes 629 amino acids. Gene Ontology annotation, molecular function: syntaxin binding. Gene Ontology annotation, cellular component: GARP complex.